ACAGUUUUAAUUUUACAACAUCACCACUUAGAAAUUUGUUCAACUUCAUCAUCAACUUUGUUUUUCAUUUUCACUUUUAUUCCCAACACUUCCACCAUCCAUUCUGAUAUCAAUACCUUGUCAACCCGAUUCAACUUCAAUCAAAAGGACAACACAUAGGAUCAAGAUCUUAUCAACCAGAGGAAGAGGGUAGUCCUUUAAUAGUCAUCUUUUGCUACGACUUGAUAUCCUCAAUCAGCAAUUCUCUUAUAUCAUCAUCAUCACAACUUUCAUUAAUCACAUCCCAUCGAAAAGAAAAAAAUAUGGUCAACUCAAGCAAAAGGUCUCAUUCACCUCCUCUUCCACCUAAUGCAACCUAUCAUCACCCUUCCAUCACUCUCACCGUUCUUCCAUCAGCAAAUCGAUUUGUAGCAGGGUCGAAACUUACUGGUAUGCUAGAAGUAUCAUGUAAAGAUCAGAAUAAAGUAGCAUUGGGUCAAUUGGCUAUUGAGUUUCUCGGCAUUGAAGAACUCAAACUACGUGAUCACAGCGCUCAAACGUCGAUCCAUGGCCCGCAUAAAUGCUUGUUUCAAGGCCCAUCUUUACCCCCAAGUAAUGCAGUAGCUACAUCUGAAGCUCCCAUCGCUGGUCAUUGUUAUAAAGCUCUUCGUGGUCG
Molecule: messenger RNA, 655 nt
Organism: Melampsora larici-populina 98AG31
Lineage: Eukaryota; Fungi; Basidiomycota; Pucciniomycetes; Pucciniales; Melampsoraceae
Exons: 3
Source: RefSeq, a predicted model, not a curated record